Molecule: messenger RNA, 807 nt
Organism: Spodoptera exigua (beet armyworm)
Lineage: Eukaryota; Metazoa; Arthropoda; Insecta; Lepidoptera; Noctuidae
Source: the annotation of a GenBank genome assembly
AUGGAUUCUAUAAAACACGCUUCUGGCGAUAAUAAAAUUUCAACAUCUCCAAGGCUUGUAGAUGACACGAAGCUAACUGUAAAAGAAGAGCAAACCCUUGUAUGCGAAGAACAACAAACAGAAAAGGGAGAUGAUAAAGAGGGACAGAGUGAAGUUACAACGCAGAUGAUCGAUGACAAUGAAGCUAAAAUGAAGGAAAGAAUAGCCCAAUGCAAAAAUAUAAUUGAGGCUCUGAAGAUUGAACUUAAUGAAGAGAAAGCGAAACUAGAAAAGCAAAGCAAAAAUUCUCAACGUGUUUCUGAGCCUACCUCAAAAUGCACAACCAGUCAUCAGUGUCUCUCGACAUCUAAUGUGUUGACGGGGGAUGUACCGUACAGUACCAACUUGUACAGCGACUGUGUGGAUAGUAAACUGAGUUGUGACGAAAAUUUAAUGGAAUAUGAAAAACAAUUGCAAAAAUAUCAGAAUACGCUCAAUUUAGCGCAAAUUGAAAAGAAAAAUGCGAUCAGGAAGCAAAUGUUGGCCAAAGCUUAUCGCCUUAAGCUUUUAGAAGUUGAAAAUCAAUGUAACAUUGAACUUUUGAGAGUUAAACAAAGUUUACAAUGCUUAGAGCCUUUGCAAAUUAUUGCAAGUAAGUGGAAAACGAAUUCCGAUGAUAUGUAUGAUGCCAAUAAUUUUGAGCUGAUACCUAGAUAUCCAGAGCUUAACGCUAAUUCAAGCAGUGACAUUACUUCGUUUGAAGCGGAUUUGAAAACUGUUACUGAAGCCGAAACGAUAGUUAAAGAGGAUUCUGUUUAUUUAGAUUGA